AUGAAUCGCUACAUCAUCUGCCUGUUGCCAAGUCUGCUGUUCUGGUGGGCACCGAUAGUGACUGUCCUACCUUUGCUGGAAGCCCGCCCACAAGUGACGGUCGCUCCUACCAGUCAAACUCACGGGGAUGAGCACACCUCUGUGUCACCUGAUGGUUCGUACUGGACAGAUUCUGGGGCGGCUUCGUCAACGGCUUUCUACGAAUCCCAUGACUAUGGCGAAGAACCGGACAACGUCACAAUGGGUAAUUGGUCUCUAAUCACAGGUGACCCACUAGUUGCCUCCACAUGGUCCCUGCAUGGAGUGGCGAUCCGCUCUACAGUGACCGGCGUCUUCAGCGUGGUGGGUACCAUCGGCAACGGUCUGGUCAUCCUAGCCUUCUGCACCUACAAGCAGGUACGGACCUCCGCCCACACCUUCAUCCUGAGCAUCAGCAUCAGUGACAUCAUGAUGACCGGUUUCCAGUAUCCAACAGCGAUGGCCUCCAUGAUCAUCGGUGCUCCUGCUCUGGGAGAAACCCUGUGCCCCAUGGUGGGCGCCUUGUUAUGCUUAAGUAUCUACGUAUCGUUCUUAUCUAUGGUCCUGAUUGCCUUCAACAGAUGCAUGCACAUCACAAAGUCACCAAGUACAUACAGGAAGCUGUUCACCCCGGUCAAGUCGUUCUUGUGGGUUUUGUUGUCGUGGGUUGUGGCUGGGUUGUUGCUAAUUCCGGGGUUUCUCGGCUAUGGCGAAUUCGGUUGGAGCAAGUACCAGCUCUGCAGCAUAGUGCACGAACACCCGUACAGUCCGUAUUACAUGUCCAACGUCUUCGGAAUCACCUAUUGCAUUGUGUUCUUUGUAGUCGCCGGCAUUUACACCAGAAUCUACUUCUUCGUGAAAGAUUCUGUGGUGACCAUGGCCGCAGCGAAUCUAAACCUUGUCAAUCGCAAUCAGUACGUGUCCAAAAGAGUGAUCAAACAGACCAAACACAUGUUCAUCAUCUUCAGCGCGUUCACAGUCAGCACGGCCCCCAGUGUCCUGUUGUACAUGAUCAAUGUGCACGACAGCUUCUUCCCCUUUGAGGUGAUCUAUGUGGUGUUCAUCGUGUACCGCCUGAACCACGUCCUCAAUCCGUUUCUGUUCGCCUGGAAGCUGCGCGUGUUUCGGCGCGCGUUUAAGGCCCUCCUACAAUGCAAGCGGCAGCUGCCCUUCCAACCGGGAGACGGUCCUCAAUUCUAG
Messenger RNA from Branchiostoma belcheri (Belcher's lancelet), 1218 nucleotides. RefSeq names its product melatonin-related receptor-like. The transcript is spliced from 5 exons. Lineage: Eukaryota; Metazoa; Chordata; Leptocardii; Amphioxiformes; Branchiostomatidae. Gene Ontology annotation, biological process: G protein-coupled receptor signaling pathway. The record is from RefSeq and is a predicted model, not a curated record. The coding region runs from base 1 to 1218 and encodes 405 amino acids. Gene Ontology annotation, molecular function: G protein-coupled receptor activity. Gene Ontology annotation, cellular component: membrane.